AUGCAUCAGCACUGGACUGGUUGCAUGGAUCAAGGAAGCCUACUGGAGCCAAGAAUAAGGCCUAUAAGCCAGAAUCCAGCCCGGGUUCCAGACAGAUCCAGCUCUGGCACUUCAUUCUAG
Messenger RNA from Staurois parvus, 120 nucleotides. NCBI's taxonomy places the organism in Eukaryota, Metazoa, Chordata, Amphibia, Anura, Ranidae. The record is from the annotation of a GenBank genome assembly.